AUGGCCCCGGGGUCAACGCCGUUGCUGGCUGAUCGUCGUCCUGACCGCGGCAGCAACCUCAAGCAGGUGUCCCAUGCUGGAGCAGGCACAACUGCACAAGUGUCGCCUUCGCAUCCGAAGAAGCCACCGCUGGUGCCCAAUUCGAACGAGACGCCGCUGCAGAUUCCCUCUGCGGACGAGCCCAUGCCAAUUACAGCUCCAGACGCCCGCGCGUUAGACCUGUACCGGAAGGCCAAGCCGAGCCACCGUAAGCACCCUAAAGACGAGCUGGACACCAGCACACGAAGGUGGCCGACGUCGAGGAAGAACGGACGACCGGCUGCAGGGCGACCGCGCCAGCGACAACGACGCGGAGAGGCUCUCUCAGUGAAGCAGCUUGCCGAGCGCCAGAAGGAGGAGACCCACCGCACCGUCGUGGGGAACAUCAAGCUGCGCGGCAUACUCAAGCGUGGCUUAGGCGUUGACGGCCGUCCUCACGGCCAAGGAUGGCACUGACGUGCUCGUGCUCAUGAAGAGCAAGUAGUACUAUUACCCCGCGGGCGCACAGCGCGACAUUAGGAACGCUGGCUACACUGCAUGUUCAUCGUGGGUGACGGCGCUGUGGUUGUCGAGGUGGUCGGCGACACGACGUCCAAGCGCCCGAGGUGCACUGUGACGAUCCUCGAGGGAGAGACCAAGCGGGUCGCGAGUGACGAGUCCGCGAUCAAGCCGUCAACGUGGAGCUGGGCGAGCAUCAGACGAAGUAUCUCAAUGGCAAUUACUUCGAGAAGCGCAGGCUGCGGGCGGACAAGGCACAGAUAUUGAGGCGGACAUCCAGACCUGUGCGGUGGCUUCAGCCGAGCUUAUCCAGAAGCCAGCGCGUCGCUUCGUCAAAGACAACCGGAAGCCGCAGCAGAACAGCGCGUAGUACGCCAGCAGCUACGUGC
This is a messenger RNA of Phytophthora sojae, 926 nucleotides long. RefSeq lists its product as hypothetical. The record is from RefSeq and is a predicted model, not a curated record. NCBI's taxonomy places the organism in Eukaryota, Oomycota, Peronosporomycetes, Peronosporales, Peronosporaceae. Bases 1 to 495 code for a protein of 164 amino acids. The transcript is spliced from 3 exons.